GCAGGCAGCCGCGACACCGGCGCGCCUGCCUACCUCCUGCCGGGCUUGGACGCUCGGACCUAGCGCUAUGGCCCUGCCGCUGCUGCCGGGCUACAGCUUCAACCGUAAUGCGGGAAAGGAGAAGUUCCAUAAAUCCCAGCAUUGGGGCUUUUGCAACAAUGUCAGGAUGCUGCUGAGUGAGGAGAAGCCUGGAAUAGGUGGAGAACCUCUUCUUGGGCAAAAGGUGAAGACUAAAUUCAGCACAUACCCGAAAGGAGAAGGAAGUGACGGACCCUCGUGGGUGGUUUUUGAUAGACAGGUAUUAUGCUUUGAUGCCUAUGUGGAAGAUGAAAUGAUCGAAAAACGCCAAGAAAUAUAUAGAAUAAGAUACUAUAAAAUCUACUUCUACCCAGAAGAUGACACGAUCGAAGUAAAUGAACCAGAAGUGGAAAACAGUGGGCUGCCUCAAGGGACUUCUAUUCGGCGUCAUCGGAUUGCUCUUCCCCCUCCUAAUGAUGAUCAGUUUUAUACUGUGUAUGAUUUCAAUAUUAACGUUGACAUCGUCUUCUAUGGCCGAACAUUCAAGAUUUAUGAUUGUGAUAAAUUUACCAAAAACUUUUUGAGAAAAAUAGGAGUCAAAUUAAAUCCCCCAGGACGGCGUCCAGAAGACCCCUAUUUGAAGAUGCGUAAAGAGGUAUUGGAGCAUGUGGAGCCCCUUCGUCCCUAUGAGUCCUUUGACACCCUGAGACAGUUCUUGCAGUACGAUGGGAAAGUUUUGCGUUUCUUCUGCCUGUGGGAUGACUCAGGCUCGUUGUUUGGGGAUCGUAGAGAACUUGUCCUGCAUUACUUCUUGUCUGAUGAUACCAUUGAAAUCAAACAAGCAUUGCCAGAUAACUCAGGCCGGGAUGCUCGGGAGGCUAAGUUGUUCUUCCUCCGGAGGAGUAAGCUACCUAAGUAUGGCCCACCUGGAAUCUAUCAACCAGGCCAGAUAACAGAUCAUUCAGUUCUCAAUGUGUUUGGUGGCACGUACAGGAGGCAGAAGUUUGGCUACGUGAUGGAUAAGUAUAAGCUGGGAAAAGUAGACCAAGAAUUCUACAAAGAUAGUGACCUGUUUUUAGGAGCCACCAUCAAUGUGUGGGGAAGGAAGGUGCUCCUCUGUGACUGUGAUGAAUUUACGAAGUCUUACUAUAAGAGUAAAUACGGAAUUGAGAACUUUACUCCCGUUUCAUGCAAGCCACCUCCUCCUCCAAAAAUAGAAAGGAAAUUUCCACCUUACACUGGCUUUGGGUCUGAGGAGGACUCUCUCCGUUCCUGCCUAUCCCUCAAGCCUGUGCCUUACGUGAAGAAGUUGCUGAAAGAAGACAGCUAUGGCAACAUAGGCAAUGUACUCCGUUUUUUUGCAAGACUAAUCACAGCCAAAUGUGCUGAUGCAGACAGGAUAUUCGUUAUUUCAUAUUUUCUCAAUGAUGGCACACUUUCAGUGUUUGAACCUAUAGAGAGGAAUUCAGGGUACACUGGUGGGUUGUUCUUGAAAAGAAGUCGUGUGAAGAAGUAUGGGCAAGAAGUCUUUAAAAGUGAGUUCUCAGAAUAUAUCCAGGUCGAGGAGCUGUAUAUUGGAGCCAAAGUGAACGUGAACGGCUACCUAUUUGUUUUGCUCAGUGCCGAUGAGUACACCUUAAACUACAUGGAGAAGAACGUGGACAAGUUCCCAUUUAGCAACAUUGAACUCGCCCUACAAAAGCUGAAAGAUGAAGAAUCAAAAUCAAGAGAAAUUAAGCAGGUAUUUGCAGCGGCUGACUGCAACCACACAAAGAUGGUGGAUUUUAAUACAUUCAGAGACCUGUUGUUGAAUAUAACCGUCAAUAAGCUCAUAGACCAGGAGAUCAUAACCAUUGCACGUUGCUACCGCGUACCUGAGGACAUAGAUACAGAUGUCAAUCUCUUAAUUGCACAGGCCCAAGAAAAGCUCAAGAAAAAUAUGUUUGAGCAAUUCGACAGAGUCAUUUUUAGCUGUGUCUAUGAAGAUCGAGAAAAAAAAAAUGUACUACCCAGUAGAGACAUCAAAAGGCUGUGCAAGACCCACAGGUUUCCUUUCACUGACGAUUUUCUAGAAAACUUACUGUCCAGGUUUGAAGACAGUGAAGGACAAAUAAAUUAUAAGUCACUUUUCCAUAUCCUCAACUGGAGAAUUAAUCCAAUGUCGGAACUGCAAGCCCCAGAUUACCUUAAAGAGAGAUGUGAAGAUGUUUGGUUCGGGAUGCCAUCACCCAUUCCUGUGAAAUUCGUUCGAUACUUAGACCUUUUGAAGGACAUGUAUGGCUUAGAGUAGGAGUGAUCAGAACAGUUUGGUCAACUUGCUUUGUUUCACUGCUCUAAUUUUGCCCAGUGUAUUUUAGUAGAUAUAAUUUCAUUAAAAACAAAAAGGAAGGUUGAUAUUGAAUGGAAAUCCAUAAACCACAAUUAAUUUUCUUUUGUCACUUUAGUUUUUCAGAACAUCGUAUUAUAUUACUGAUGUCCUGGCACUAUUAAAAAUGCCAUUUAAAAAAAUGUCAAA
Messenger RNA from Chinchilla lanigera (long-tailed chinchilla), 2533 nucleotides. It is a transcript of the gene Efhc2, whose product is annotated as EF-hand domain (C-terminal) containing 2. Bases 68 to 2308 code for a protein of 746 amino acids. The record is from RefSeq and is a predicted model, not a curated record. The transcript is spliced from 15 exons. Gene Ontology annotation, biological process: regulation of neuron projection development. Gene Ontology annotation, cellular component: microtubule. NCBI's taxonomy places the organism in Eukaryota, Metazoa, Chordata, Mammalia, Rodentia, Chinchillidae.